Messenger RNA from Tetrapisispora phaffii CBS 4417, 1500 nucleotides. RefSeq names its product proteasome regulatory particle lid subunit RPN3 (gene RPN3). Gene Ontology annotation, biological process: regulation of protein catabolic process; ubiquitin-dependent protein catabolic process. Gene Ontology annotation, molecular function: enzyme regulator activity; protein binding. The transcript has a single exon. Gene Ontology annotation, cellular component: proteasome complex; proteasome regulatory particle, lid subcomplex. The coding region runs from base 1 to 1500 and encodes 499 amino acids. The record is from RefSeq and is a predicted model, not a curated record. Lineage: Eukaryota; Fungi; Ascomycota; Saccharomycetes; Saccharomycetales; Saccharomycetaceae.
AUGCAAGACGACUCUGUUAUGGACGUAGAUUCCGAAGUUUUAUACGCUGGCGAAGAAUCUGUUAAUAUUUUAAUUCAAGUUUUAUCAAAUGUCGUUAAAACAACAACUAGUUUAGAUCUACGUUAUAUCUGGAGCUCUUUGAGAGAGUUAAGUAGUAUUAGAAAGGACACUUUGGAUCAGCAAACAUUGGCUGCUUUAGUCGGUAUUUUAUACCCUGAAAGUUCUAUGUUCAAAAACUCCUUAUUAAAAUACAUUAAUGAUAAUCAAAAAAUUGAUGUUACAGAUGCAGAAAAGAUAAGGAAUUCUUAUCCAUCAGUUUUUUACGAAGUUACAAAUAAAAAGACAAUCGAAGUAGCUGCAGAAGUAAAUGCUUUUGUUCACUUAUUAGUACAAUUGUAUCUGUUAGAUUCUGGUAAGUUACAAGAAUUAGAUGCAUUUAAUAAAAAAAUUGUUAUACCAAAUGUGCUAUAUCAUUAUAAUAAACGUACUUUGAACCUUAUAAAUGCAAAAUUAUGGUUUUAUGUUGUUAUUUGUAAUGAAAAAUUAGGAAGAAAAACUGAUUUAAUAAUUCGUUCAGAAAUGAUUAAAUUCUUAAGAAUUGCAUCUUUAAAGCAUGAUCAUGAAACAAAAGCAAUGUUAAUCAAUUUGAUAUUAAGAGACUGUCUAUCAGCUGGUGAUAUUGAAGCUGCUGCUGAUUUUGUUGCAAAAGUUGACUUCCCUAUAACUGACGUUUCCAGUUCAUUGGAAGCUCGUUAUUACUUUUACUUAUCAAAAAUUUAUGCCAUUCAAUUAAAUUACUCAACUGCCAAUGAAUACAUCAUUUCUGCAAUCAGAAAGGCACCAAACACAAAUAAUAGUUUAGGAUUUUUACAACAGGCUUAUAAGUUACAAUGCGUUAUUGAAUUAUUAAUGGGUGAUAUUCCUGAAUUAUCCUUUUUUACACAAAGUAAUAUAAAAAAAUCUUUAGAACCAUAUUAUUACAUUUCUAACGCUGUCAAACACGGUAAUUUACAAAAGUUCACGUCCGCUAUAAAAACUUAUAAACAACAAUUAAUCAAAGAUGGGAACUAUCAAAUUUGUGUUAGAUUAAGAUCAAAUGUAAUCAAAACAGGCAUAAGAAUAAUAUCUCUAACAUAUAAAAAGAUUUCAUUAAAAGAUAUCUGUUUAAGAUUACAUUUAGAUUCCGAGCAAACUGUAGAGUAUAUGGUAUCAAGAGCUAUUAGAGAUGGUGUCAUUGAGGCUAAAAUAAAUAACGAGGAAGGUACUAUAGAGACCAGCGAACUAUUAAAUACAUAUGGCACAACUCAACCACAACAAAUGUUUGAUGAAAGAAUCAAUUUCGUUAAUCAAUUACAUGAUGAAUGUGUUAAAGCAAUGAGAUAUCCUGAUAAGAAAAAGGAUAUGAUAGGCAAGAAAGAAAAUCAAGAUGGAUUUUUAGAUAAAGAUAUUUUCGAUGAUUCAUCAGAUUUCUCUGAUAUCGAGGAUUUUGGUUUCCUAUAA